Brassica oleracea var. oleracea is the source of this 609-nucleotide messenger RNA. RefSeq lists its product as uncharacterized. Bases 1 to 609 code for a protein of 202 amino acids. The transcript has 2 exons. The record is from RefSeq and is a predicted model, not a curated record. Lineage: Eukaryota; Viridiplantae; Streptophyta; Magnoliopsida; Brassicales; Brassicaceae.
AUGUUAUUGAGCAGAUUCAAGGGCAACCUCUACCCGCUGGUGAUCGAGGCGCAGACAUCGUUUUAUGGAAGCAUGCUCAGCGUGAAUAUAAGAGUUAUUUCUCGACGAGCCGAACGUGAGAGCAGAUACGAGGCAGACGAGAGAAGGUCAUCUGGAGCACUGUGGUUUGCGAUUAAGAAUCGAUUGUCUACUGGUGACCGUAUGAGGGUUUGGGGUUUGCAACAGGAGUGUUUGCUAUGUGGGGAGAAGGACGAAACUAGAUAUCACCUCUUUUUCGCCUGUCCAUAUAGCUUUAUGGUUUGGGUACGAGCAACGGGUAGCCUCCUUGGCAACCGUAUCACACCGGAUUGGCAGGACACAGUUACGAGGAUUCAGUAUGAUCGAGGCAAUAAGAUGGACAUGGUUCUGAUGCGCAUGGUCUUUCAAAUGGCGGUAUACCAUAUUUGGAGGGAGAGGAACACUCGAAGACAUGGGAAAGCUUGGAUACCUAUGGAGAAGUUGGCGUAUCAGAUUGAUAAGACCAUGAGAAACAUAAUCUUAUCUUUGAGAUAUUCGUAUGGAAGCAAGUUGGAGGGACUGAUGAGAAGAUGGUUUGAAGUUACAUCAUGA